CCUGGCUGAGCGGCAGCGGCAGAGCCCUGGGCGCGACGGCAGGGCCCAAGCUGUGGGCCGGGGCAGCUGAACUGGGUGUAUAUGUGUGUGUAUAACCAGGGAGCCCCCUUUGUUUCUUGCACUGGAGGAAGGUGGGUCCAUUAAUGAAAAUGCCGCCUCCCUCUGACAUUGUCAAAGUGGCAAUUGAGUGGCCAGGUGCCAAUGCCCAGCUGCUGGAAAUUGACCAGAAACGGCCCCUGGCAUCCAUUAUCAAGGAAGUUUGUGACGGGUGGUCACUACCAAACCCUGAGUACUACACUCUCCGUUAUGCAGAUGGCCCCCAGCUAUACAUCACUGAACAGACCCGCAGUGACAUAAAAAAUGGGACGAUCUUGCAGCUGGCCAUCUCACCGUCCCGGGCUGCACGUCAGCUUAUGGAGAGGACACAGUCAUCUAACAUGGAGACUCGGCUGGAUGCUAUGAAGGAAUUGGCCAAACUUUCUGCUGAUGUGACCUUUGCCACUGAAUUCAUCAACAUGGAGGGAAUUGUGGUGUUAACGAGGCUGGUGGAGAGUGGCACCAAGCUUUUGUCCCAUUACAGUGAGAUGCUGGCAUUCACCCUGACUGCCUUCCUGGAACUCAUGGACCAUGGUAUUGUCUCCUGGGACAUGGUUUCGAUCACCUUCAUUAAGCAGAUUGCUGGGUAUGUGAGCCAGCCCAUGGUGGAUGUAUCCAUCCUGCAACGGUCGCUAGCCAUCCUGGAGAGCAUGGUCUUGAACAGCCAGAGCCUAUACCAGAAGAUAGCCGAGGAGAUCACCGUGGGCCAGCUCAUCUCUCACCUCCAGGUCUCUAACCAGGAGAUCCAAACUUAUGCCAUUGCGCUGAUUAAUGCACUUUUCCUGAAAGCACCUGAGGACAAGAGACAGGAUAUGGCCAAUGCAUUUGCACAGAAGCACCUUCGGAACAUAAUCUUGAAUCAUGUAAUUCGGGGAAAUCGCCCAAUCAAAACCGAGAUGGCUCAUCAGCUCUAUGUACUUCAAGUCCUGACCUUUAACCUUUUGGAAGAGAGGAUGAUGACCAAGAUGGACCCUAAUGAUCAGGCACAAAGAGAUAUCAUAUUUGAAUUAAGGCGAAUUGCAUUUGAUGCGGAGACUGACCCUACAAGCGUCACUGGCAGUGGGACAGAGAAACGAAAAGCCAUGUACACCAAGGACUACAAGAUGCUGGGAUUCACUAACCAUAUCAACCCAGCGAUGGACUUUACCCAGACUCCUCCAGGGAUGCUGGCUCUGGACAACAUGCUUUACUUGGCCAAAGUCCAUCAGGAUACCUAUAUCCGGAUUGUCCUGGAGAAUAGCAGUCGGGAGGACAAACAUGAAUGUCCCUUUGGUCGAAGUGCCAUUGAGCUCACCAAAAUGCUGUGUGAGAUUCUGCAAGUUGGAGAGCUGCCAAAUGAAGGACGGAAUGACUACCACCCAAUGUUCUUCACUCAUGACCGAGCAUUUGAGGAGCUCUUUGGAAUAUGCAUCCAGCUGCUGAACAAGACUUGGAAGGAGAUGAGGGCAACAGCAGAAGAUUUCAACAAGGUUAUGCAAGUGGUACGAGAGCAGAUUACCCGGGCUUUGCCCUCUAAGCCCAACUCUUUAGAUCAGUUCAAGAGCAAACUUCGGAGCCUGAGCUACUCGGAGAUUCUGAGAUUGCGCCAGUCUGAGAGGAUGAGUCAGGAUGAUUUCCAGUCCCCACCGAUUGUGGAGUUAAGGGAGAAGAUCCAGCCAGAGAUCCUGGAGCUAAUUAAGCAGCAACGGCUGAAUCGGCUCUGUGAGGGGAGCAGCUUCCGGAAAAUUGGGAAUCGGCGACGGCAGGAGCGGUUCUGGUACUGCCGGUUGGCCCUGAACCAUAAGGUUCUGCACUAUGGAGAUCUGGAUGACAACCCUCAGGGGGAGGUGACCUUCGAAUCCCUACAGGAGAAAAUUCCUGUUGCAGAUAUCAAGGCCAUUGUUACUGGGAAGGAUUGUCCUCAUAUGAAAGAGAAAAGUGCUCUCAAGCAGAACAAGGAAGUAUUGGAAUUGGCCUUCUCCAUCCUGUAUGAUCCUGAUGAGACCUUAAACUUCAUCGCUCCUAAUAAGUAUGAGUAUUGUAUCUGGAUCGAUGGCCUCAGCGCCCUCCUCGGGAAAGACAUGUCUAGUGAGCUGACCAAAAGUGACCUGGACACGCUGCUGAGCAUGGAGAUGAAGCUUCGGCUGCUCGACCUGGAGAACAUCCAGAUCCCUGAGGCCCCUCCCCCUGUUCCCAAGGAGCCCAGCAGUUAUGACUUUGUCUACCACUAUGGCUGAGUCGCUGUACCAGGAGGGAGGAUUGGGCCCAGGAGGGAGGGGCUUAGAUGCUGGGGCCUUGUCCUUUGCUUGUAUAGAAUCCAUGCUGACUGUGGUGGCCAGGCCCGUGCCACUUACUCCUCAACCCCAUGUCUUAGCCCCAAAAGCUUCCUAUUGAUUCCAGUCAGCUAAAAGUAGGGAAGUGGAACCUCUGUGCCCUCCCUUCUUUCCACUGUGGAUCAGACUCUGGGGCCUGGAAAGGGAAUACUGUGCAAAGGCUGGAACACUAGGGAGCAGGCAGCGUCUCUUCUGCUCCCUAGACAGGGCAGCCCUGAGCCGGCUGGGCAGACAGUGCACACACUUCCACUAAGGUGGCAGCACUUAGGUGGGCGGCCCCUGUACUAGCUGGAGGCAGCCCAGCAGAACUCCUCUUUGGUCGGGGCAGCUGGGGGGCAGAGAACUCGAGGAAGGACAGCCCCGAGGUGGCAGCACACCUGAGCUGUAUAUAGAGAGGAGCUCUAACUCUGUUAUGGAGGACUCCUUUUGUGCCCGUCUCCCUACAUGGUGCCAAGAUGCUGCUGCUGUUCUCAUGGAAGUUCAACUCUAAUGUUUCUCUGAAUUCUGAAACUGCCACAUCUCUCCUCCCAGCAACUGGCAGGGCAACAAGAGGUUUCUACCAAGCGGCACUCCCAUCUGGUUCCUUGCAGUUGAAAAGCCAUACGACUGCUGCCUCCCUUCUCUGUCAGAAGUAGCUUUGCCUCUUAAAGGCUAGAGAGAGCGAAACAAACCACCGUACACUUGGCUUUUGGCUCUGAGUGACGUUGCUGAAUUUCACAGGACCCAAGUCAGUGCUGGAAAGGACCUUAGAACAGAGAAUGUUGGAGAUGGAAGGGACCUCAGAGGCAUGUAAUUGGGCAACUCCUACCUGAAGCAUGAAUUCCUUCUUUAUAGCAUCCCUAACAAGUAGUCAUCUAGCUUCUGCUUGCUGACUUGCAGUAGUGGGGAGCUCACUACCUCUAGAGACAGCCCAUCCCAGUUGGGACAGCUCUUCUUGUUAAGAAGUUAUUCCUUUUAUUGGGCCUUAUUCUAUCUUCAUGUAACUUUCACCCCCUGGGACAAAACAGAAUGGGUCUAAUCUGCAGGACAGCACUUCAGAUAUUUGAAGGUAGUCUAAAUCUAAUUUUCUUCAUUCCUUCCUUGAGCAAAAACCAAUCCUGGUAACCUGAACUGAAAGAUCAGCCUCUUUCAGCCCCACGACCUGUUUCCAAUUUCCUUUUGGUCUCCAGACCCUAGGAAGUCUGCCUGGCACUCCCCAAUUUGGCUUUUACCUCAUGCCUUGUUUUCAGGGAGCUGGCCUGAAGUUACAGCUGUGCAAAUGGAACUUUCCUAGAUUACCACAUAAUGUCCCCAGGCAUCACCACUUGAACACAGCUGCAUUUGGUUAUGGUAGUUUCAUGUGGUAGGUACUGGUCCAAUGAAGAUUGUACUAUAUAUUUUCUCUACUAUAGGCCAUACUUAUACAGACAUGUGUAUAUAUAUAUACAUACAUACAUAUAUAAAUAAUUUAUAUUUAUAUAAGAUCCACCUAUUCUAGGAUGGAAUGUUUCAUGAAAAAAUGAAAUUGGCAAGAGAAGGAAAAACAAGAUGAACUCUGAGCCAAGAUUAUAAUGUAAGAGAACUUAGGAGGGCAGGCGAGGAAUGUCCUGUCAGUAACUGUGUUUUCAAUAAAUACUCUCAUGUAUGGACUGCA
This is a messenger RNA of Vombatus ursinus (common wombat), 4041 nucleotides long. It is a transcript of the gene ELMO2, whose product is annotated as engulfment and cell motility 2. Bases 144 to 2312 code for a protein of 722 amino acids. NCBI's taxonomy places the organism in Eukaryota, Metazoa, Chordata, Mammalia, Diprotodontia, Vombatidae. The record is from RefSeq and is a predicted model, not a curated record. Gene Ontology annotation, biological process: cell motility; actin filament organization. The transcript is spliced from 21 exons.